AAAUUUUAUUAGACCAAAAUUUUUGGAUCAUAGUGUUGUAACCUCUUUCUCUUUGGUUGAGGAAUGCUUGUCACCUACUCCUCUUAAAAAGCUUAAGUUCCCACUCCCACUCUACUUCUCUUCUUCAACUUUUUCUCCUAAAAUUUGCUAAUCUUUGUUCUGCUCUGUUAUAGUUAUGGAGAAGCAUAAAUGCAAGCUAUGUUCAAAAAAACUCUUAAAUGGAAAAGCUUUAGGUGGUCAUAUGAGGUCUCAUUUAAUACCUCUACCACUUCCACCUAAAACUCCGCCGUUAAAUCCAGAUUCCGGCGGCCGGAGUGAGUCAACUUUAUCGCUCUGUUCAUCGGAAAAUCAUGAAGAUAAGAUGGUGGAAGAGAAGGAUUUUAACUAUGAGUUGAGGGAAAAUCGGAAGAAAAGCUAUAGAAUGAUAGAUCCUGAGUUUUUAGAUAGAGAAAGUGAUACUGAGUCGGAAAAAAACACAGAAAAUCGGAGAAGAAGAUGUAAGAGAAAUCACGAGCGAAUCAACAAAGUGAAUGAAAACAUAUCUGAUUUCAGAUCGCUGAAUUUGUACUCGGAUGAUUCAGAUAUUGCUAUGUGUUUACUGAUGCUAUCAAGAGAUUCAAAAUCAAACCCAAAACAACACCAAUGUGGGAUUUGUUACAAAGUGUUCAAAACUUCCCAAGCUUUAGGUAGUCAUAAAACCAUUCACAAAAACAGAAACAACUACGACGACGACGAUCAUGAAGUAGAGGAGCAACCGCGAAAAAUAUCAUCGAAGAAGAAACUAAAACUUGUUAGUAAUGUGAAUGAGAAAUUGCAUGAAUGUCCAUUUUGCGGCAAGUUUUUUCAGUCAGGUCAAGCAUUAGGUGGUCAUAAAAGAUCACAUCUUAUUGUUGUUGUGAGUUCAUCAACAAUGUCAGGUUCCUGUUCAUCAACAAGCUCAGCUAAUUUACCAAAUAGGCUCAUAGAUCUAAACAUGCCAGCACCAAUUGAAGACAAUGAAUUUCAACAAGAAUUUGCAUGAGAGGUUAAAGAAUUGUGUGUAGUCAUUUUUUGGGUUUGUUUAUUUGUGUUAGAAGUUAUGAUCUUUAGUCCCAUUUUAGCUGCUCUUGUUUUGGGGAGGUACCUGUAACUUGUAACACACAUUGCUUUGAAACUUUCACAAGCAAUCUGAAAAAUUAGUUGCAAAAUACAAACAAUUGAUACAGUACUGUGGGGUGGGGGACCAACUAUUGCAGGGGUAGUAGUAAUAAACUAGUAGUGAAACAGAAGAAAAGAAUGAAUUUUAUAUAAUAUUAUCACAAUUUUUGUGCUC
This is a messenger RNA of Solanum lycopersicum (tomato), 1312 nucleotides long. RefSeq names its product zinc finger protein ZAT1-like. The record is from RefSeq and is a predicted model, not a curated record. Lineage: Eukaryota; Viridiplantae; Streptophyta; Magnoliopsida; Solanales; Solanaceae. Gene Ontology annotation, biological process: regulation of DNA-templated transcription.